AAUUAUAAAAGACUGCUGAUAAACGCUACUGUCAUUUGUAACACUUUUCAGCAAUCAUGUAUACGACAAUUAGUUUCUGUCUUAUUGCUCUGGCAUUUACAGUUCAUGGUUAUCCGACGCAAAUCAUCGGCGGCAAUGAUGCUCCUAUCGGCAAAUAUCCACAUCACGUUGCUUUAAUAUAUCGGGGCAAUUUUCGUUGCGGAGGAUCGAUUAUUAACAAACGUUACAUCCUCACUGCAGCUCAUUGUGUAAAUGUGGUCGACGAUGCCAGAGACCUCGAGGUUCACGCGGGUACGAUCUAUUUAAACCAGAAGGGUGAUGUUUAUCAAGCAGAGAGCGUGGUGUGGCACCCUGGUUUCGACAUGAUCAGACUUAAUUACGAUGUCGGUCUCAUUCGGCUAACCAAGGACAUUGUGUAUACUGACGUAGUAAAACCCAUUCCUAUUGCAGAGGAAGAUAUCGCUGUGACAGAUCUUCCUUGCGUUGUAUCUGGUUGGGGCGUAACUAGACUUGAUGGACCUACACCCAACACCUUACAAGAAAUCGCUUUAAAGGUUUACUCCCCCGAGAAAUGCAAACUCCAAGAGUGGAGAGUAACCGAUAAUCACAUUUGUACUCUCACAAAAGCCGGCGAGGGAGUAUGCUAUGGUGAUUCAGGUAGCGCUCUCCUUGCCAACGGUGUUCAGAUUGGAAUUGCAUCUUUCGUGAAUCCAUGUGCUCUAGGAGAUCCCGACAAGUUUGCUAAGGUGUCCGCUUUUAAAGACUGGAUUAAGGAACACAUGGUUGAUUAAUUAACAAUUGAAUAAAAUUUAAUGUUUUUCUGUACAAUGAGGUGUAUUAAUGAGAUCCUUUUUCGGUGUAGCUGGUGCAAAAGUCACAGCCAUUUUAGUCAAUCAGACAAACUAAGCCAAUGGUAACACAUGAUUGGUUAAAUUGCUGGAGUUCCUCCACCGAAAACGGACCUCAUUAUUGAACCUCAUUGUAUAUAGUUAUGUAUACUAUUAUAUGUAUAAAUUUAAAAUAAAAAAAUUUACACUUUGAA
Molecule: messenger RNA, 1042 nt
Organism: Solenopsis invicta (red fire ant)
Lineage: Eukaryota; Metazoa; Arthropoda; Insecta; Hymenoptera; Formicidae
Product: chymotrypsin-1-like
Exons: 5
Coding region: 57-791 (244 amino acids)
Biological process (GO): proteolysis
Molecular function (GO): serine-type endopeptidase activity
Source: RefSeq, a predicted model, not a curated record